CUCCUCCUCUCCAGAGAUCAUGUACAGCUGGGUGUUCAACGAGUUCCCAUCGUUUGUGGCCGAGGAUAGCCGGCGGUUCAUCUCCCAGGCAACGGGCAACCUGUACGUGUCCAAGGUGCAGCCUAGCGACGUGGGCAGCUACAUCUGUCUGGUGAAGAACACAGUGACCAACGCCAGGGUCCUCAGCCCGCCCACUCCACUCACACUCAGAACAGAUGGUCUAAUGGGAGAAUAUGAGCCUAAAAUCGAGGUGCAUUUCCCCCUGUCUGUCCCGGCUGCCAGAGGAGUCACCGUGAGGCUGGAGUGUUUCGCCCUGGGGAAUCCAGUCCCGACAAUCACAUGGAGGAAGAUGAACGGUAACAUCCCCAAGAAGGCUCGUCUGAGGAAGUCCCAGGCUGUUCUGGAGAUCCCUAAUGUACAGCUGGAAGAUUCAGGGACCUACGAAUGUAAAGCAGAGAACCCCAGAGGAGUAACAGUCUUUAAGGGACACAUCCAGGUCUACACCUUCCCCCAGUGGAUCAGCACAAUAAAUGACAGCCAGUUGGACAGUGGAGAUCAGCUGCACUGGGAGUGCAAGGCCACAGGGAAGCCUAGACCCACCUACCGCUGGCUCCGCAAUGGAGAGCCGCUCACACCACAGAACAGGGUGGAGAUGGUGAAUGGAGAGCUCAUUAUCCAGAAGGUCCAACAGGCUGACUCUGGGAUGUACCAGUGUGUCGCUGAGAACAAAUACGGAGCCAUCUACUGCAGCUCAGAACUCAAGAUCUUAGCGUCACCCCCAGUCUUCAGCCCUAACCCUGUCCGUCUGAUCGCCACGCUGGGGAAAGACAUGUUGUUGGGAUGUAGACCCCGAGCAUCUCCCAAGCCUAGAGUAACAUGGAGGAGAGGAGACAGACGCAUUCAGCCCAGCAGAAGGAUAAUGCUGUUACGAAACAACACUCUGAGGAUCAUCAACUCCACCCGCUCUGACGAGGGGAACUAUGUCUGUCGAGCCGAGAAUCAGUUUGGUUCGGCUGAGAUGACGGCCAUGCUCUGGGUAAAAGAGGCCAUGCGUGUGGACCUGAGCCCCAGCAGGGUGGAGGUGACAGUGGGGGAGAGCGUGGUGCUCAGUUGCAGGGUGUCACAUGACCCAUCUCUGGACGUGGCCUUCCAGUGGCUCCUCAACCAGCAGCCCCUCAACUUCCAACAGGAGGGCGGACAUUUUGAAUAUACCCAAACACAGUCCUCCACGGUGGACCUGAUGAUCAGAAGCAUCCUGCUGAAGCAUGCUGGGAAAUACGGCUGCCGGGCUCAGACCAGCGCCGACACGGUGUUUGCUGAGGCUGAAGUCCUCGUUAGAGGCCCCCCAGGACCCCCUGGUGUGGUGAUAGUAGAGGAGAUCAAGGACACUACAGCCACCCUGUCUUGGAGUGGAGGGGUGGACAACCACAGCCCCAUCAGCAGCUACAAUCUCCAGGCCCGGAGCCCCUUCUCCCUGGGCUGGCAGACCCUCAGAACAGACCCAGAGCCAGUGACAGGGGACAUGGAGUCAGCCAUGGCUGUGGAGCUCAACCCCUGGGUGGACUAUGAGUUCAGGGUGGUGGCCAGUAACGCUAUCGGGACAGGAGACCCCAGUGCCCCAUCCAGAGGAGUCCGGACUAAAGAAGCAGUCCCCUCGGUGGUCCCAGCUAACGUCAGCGGAGGAAACGGCCGCAGGCAUGAACUGGUCAUCUCCUGGGAGCCUGUGUCUGAGGAGUUCCAGAAUGGGGAGGGCUUUGGCUACAUCGUGGCGUUCAGAGCCAAUGGGACGCGAGGAUGGAAGGAGAAGAUGGUGACAUCAGCAGAUUCCACUACUUACAAGUACAGAGAUGAGACCUUCCCUCCCCUCACCCCCUUCGAAGUGAAGGUGGGCGUGUACAACAACAAGGGAGACGGACCCUUCAGUGGUGUGGUCACUGUGUACUCUGCAGAGGGAGAGCCCAGAGAGGCCCCAUCUGAGGUGAAAGCUUCCAGUAUUUCCUCUUCGGAAAUCAAAGUAACUUGGAGGCCACCCAACCCUGGCCCUGGGAGACCACGGGGAUACGAGGUGAGCUACAGGAUGGACAGUGAGCAGGAGGAGUCAGGGAACAGGAAGAAGACAGUGGGGAACGAGACGUCUAUGGUGCUGACAGGCCUGGAGGGGAACAGCGUGUACCUCAUCACAGUCAGAGGCUUCAACAGUAUCGGCCAGGGCCCUGCAUCAACCGCUAGCACCGCCAAGACCAAGAAAGACCCUCCAGUCCAGCCUCCAGCCAACCUGGUGUGGAUUCAGGAAGGGACUAACGUAUCGUUAAACUGGGACCCGGUUAAGUCUAAAGACAACGAGUCAGAUGUCAUAGGAUACAAGGUGUUGUUGAGUCAGGAGGGGCGUGUCCACAAUCAGGUGAUAAGGACCAUCACCCCAUCGGCCGUCCUCUCUCUCCCGGAGGGAGGCACCUACAUCAUUGAGGUGCGGGCUUUGAGUGAGGGGGGAGAGGGAGCAAUCAGCUCCCAAGUCAGAGUACUCACCUCUUCAGGUGUCCGGGUGAAGAGUGGCCAGCGUUCGGUUCACAGCCUGCUACCAUGGGGUCUGACAUGGCCAUGGACUUUGGCGUUGCUCCUCUCUGUUCCUCUCGUGCCUUCAGCUUCCUGGUGAGGCCUCUGCCUCCUCCAUCCCUCCAUUCUCCUUUACUUGGAAGGACUGGACCUCUCCUCCUUUCCUCAUCCCUCGUUCCUUCCAUCCCUCCCUUCCUCAGACUGUCUGCUUGCUCUCGCCUUACGCAUCAGCCAAUCAGGCCCAGGGCCUGCCAAGGAGAUCCACUCCUGAUACCAACAAACCAUACGCAUCAGCCAAUC
Messenger RNA from Oncorhynchus gorbuscha (pink salmon), 2853 nucleotides. RefSeq names its product contactin-5-like. Gene Ontology annotation, biological process: axon guidance; cell-cell adhesion. The transcript has 18 exons. The record is from RefSeq and is a predicted model, not a curated record. Lineage: Eukaryota; Metazoa; Chordata; Actinopteri; Salmoniformes; Salmonidae. Gene Ontology annotation, molecular function: protein binding. Bases 20 to 2653 code for a protein of 877 amino acids. Gene Ontology annotation, cellular component: axon; plasma membrane.